GAGAGGACUUCAUUAAACAAUACUCCAAAUCUUCAAAAACCCUCAGGGACCUUUCACACACUCCCAGCGACACUCCCUCCUCCUGCUGUCUUUUCAUCUCUGUCUCUCCCUCUCUCUCAUUGUUGAAGAAGUUUGACAGGGAAAGAAACAAUCUCUCUGUGUCUGCGAGUGUGGUUUUCACUGAGAAAAAUGAGGGGUCCUAUGGGGGCAGUGAUAGGGAGGUACCCCCCAAGUGAUGGGAGUGCCCAAAUGAGUUCAAUCAUUAGGCACAAUAGGAAAUGCAGGGAUCUUGUCUUCCUCGUAAUCUUCAUAGCCUUCUGGGUUGCCAUGAUUGUUAACUCCAGCUUUGGAUUCAACCAAGGAAACCCUUCAAGGCUCACUUAUGGACUGGACUACAAAGGAAAUGUUUGUGGUGACAAGCAUGCAAAACCUGGUCUUAAGGAACUGGAACUCAAAUAUUGGUUAAAUCCUAACCAGGUUUACCUUAGUGGUUUAAAAGACAAUCAAUUCAAGUUGGCCAAUGCUCGGAGUAUAUGCUUAUUGGAUUGCCCUAUCCCUUAUGAAGAUUCACUAAGUUGGGUGUGUGAUUAUCCUGAUGGAGAUAUCCGUCUCUCAAUGGAUGAUUGGAUCGACAGGAAUUAUGAUUAUUAUGAGUUCCUUACACCAGAAUUGAGAAACACCUCUCUUCAACUUCAGGGUCCUUGUUACCCUGUCAUAUUUCCCAGUAUAAAUGUUUAUUGGACUUGCCAAUUUAUUGCUCGUCCCUCCAACGUAUCUUUGACGCAUUGGCAGCAAAUGGGUGGAGUGAAAAUCAAUGAGGACAUUAUUAUAGACAAAUCUAUUCACAAGGCCAUCAAUUCUCGGUCAUCCGUCUUUAAGAGAUACAUGGCUGAUAUUGGAAAGGCAUGGCCGGUGCUGAUUGUUUGUGGAGGAAUAUUGCCACUUUUUCUGUCAGUGAUUUGGCUGCUUCUGAUUCGUCAUUUUGUUGCUGCAAUGCCUUGGAUUACAGUCGGUCUCUUUAACAUUCUCAUGAUAGCAGUCACAAUGUUCUUUUACUUAAAAGCUGGAUGGAUAGGAAAUGAUAGCAUCACCCCAAUCAUUGGUGAGCACGAUCCAUACAUUCACAUAAUUGGAAGGGAAUUACAUCAUCUCCAUGCUGUUGCUGUUAUUAUGACCUCUAUUAUGGUUGUUUCUAUCCUUACAUCAAUUGCUAUAGUCCGCCGCAUCCUUAUGGCAACGUCUGUCCUCAAGGUUGCUGCAAAGGUCAUAGGAGAAGCUCAGGCGCUCAUAAUAUUCCCAGUCAUUCCAUAUACCAUCCUUGCAAUUUUCUACAUGUUCUGGUUUUCAGCUGCUUUCCAUCUGUUCAGUUCUGGUCAGGUUGUCCAGAAUGACUGCAAUUUGAACUGCUGUGCUUAUGAUCUUGUGUCAAAACGAGUGAACUGUGAUCGUUGUUGCGGUUAUAGCAUUCAUUACACUCCUCAUAUUGGAGUUGCCAUCCUUUUCCACCUAUUUGGAGGUUAUUGGGCUACCCAGUUUUUCAUAGCAUGCUCUUCCACAGUUAUUGCGGGUGCUGUUGCUUCUUAUUAUUGGGCUCGUGGUGAAACUUCACCAGAAAUUCCAUUUCUUCCAGUCUUUGCCUCCAUGAAACGCCUUGCACGCUAUAACCUUGGGUCGGUUGCUCUCGGCUCCCUGAUUGUGUCAUUUGUGGAAUCAAUCCGCUUUAUGCUUGAGUCAAUUCGUCGCAGACUAAAAGUGGCUGGAACCACACCCGAUAACUGGUUUGGAAAGGCUGUGUACCAUGCUUCUAGAUUUUUCCUGAGGUGUAUUGAGUGGACAAUCAAAUCAGUCAAUCGCAAUGCCUACAUUAUGAUUGCUAUAACGGGUAGCUUCUGCAAGGCUUCUGCAAUCGCAACAGAUUUGAUCAUUAGUAACAUUCUUCGGAUAGGGAAGGUGAAUGUGAUUGGUGAUGUCAUCCUAUUCCUUGGAAAAUUAUGUGUCAGCCUCUCAACUGCCCUUUUUGCUUUCCUUAUGUUGGAUACCCACAAAUACAAAUCUGGCCACAACAAGAUCACUUCUCCACUGUUUCCUGUGUUGGUUUGCUGGGCUCUCGGCUAUGUGGUUGCCACUCUUUUCUUUGCUGUGGUGGAGAUGUCAAUCGAUACCAUCAUUCUUUCAUUCUGCCAGGAUUCCGAAGAGCACCAAGGGACUGCCCAGUAUGCUCCACCACUUCUGAUCCAAACUCUAGACGACCAAAACGAGAUGCAGAGACUCACCCAAGGACCCCAAUCAGAUAGCUUAGACGUAUAAUUUUACUUUCGCAAUCUUUGCUUGAUGGAAUUUGAGAAUCCCCUUGUAAGGUGAUAAAGCCUGCCACCCAGUACUUAUCCUAGUCCUUGAAUUUUUGUGUUCCGUCUGUAUAUAUUCAAGUGUUAGGCGAAACCGAGGGGGAAAACGGGUGCCUCUAUACAAGUUUAGAAUAUCCGUCGCUGUAAUUGAGAUACAUUUGAAAGAAAUUAGAGUAAUCAGAGUAAUUAUGCAAUGCUACAAAUCUCGCAUGAAAUUAUUGAAA
Molecule: messenger RNA, 2569 nt
Organism: Malus domestica (apple)
Lineage: Eukaryota; Viridiplantae; Streptophyta; Magnoliopsida; Rosales; Rosaceae
Product: choline transporter protein 1
Biological process (GO): transmembrane transport
Molecular function (GO): transmembrane transporter activity
Source: RefSeq, a predicted model, not a curated record